AGAAGCCACCUCUCAGAUUGCGCCGCAUUGCUACGUGGGAAUAUUGUGUCUUUCCGAGACGUGUGUUUAUAUAUAGACUACCUGUCGUCUCUUCUGCAGAUACAUCUUCUUUGUUCCCACCUUCCGCAGCCGUAAUUCUUUGACAGUGCCAACGGCCAAGAAUGUGCUGAUCGCCCUCAAUCCACCACUUUGAUCAUAUAGUUUCAGUAAUGCGUAGAUCUGCUGCCAACGCCUUUUUCCUAGCAGUCUUUGCACUGCUAGGCUCUACACAUGCCGCCGCCGCCUCAAACGUGGCCAUCUGUCCUGUCGAGCCUGGUGCCACAGUGUCCGAUGCGUGCGCCUCGUACGCCGACCUCGAUAAACUCAACGCUCGUCUGAAUCCUGCCCUUCACGACCUCGUGACAGAGACCGACUUCUUUUCCUACUACCGCCUGAACCUAUACAACAAGAAAUGCCCUUUCUGGUCCGAUGAUGAAGGUCUCUGCGGAAACAUUGCUUGUGCUGUCACAACGCUCGAGAACGAAGAAGACAUUCCGGAGAUCUGGAGAGCCGAGGAGCUCAGUAGACUGGAAGGCCCAAAAGCACACCAUCCUGGAAAGAAAGAGCAGAGAGAACUAGAAAGACCGCUUCAAGGAGAACUUGGCGAGAACGUGGGCGAAAGCUGUGUUGUAGAAUACGACGACGAAUGCGACGAAAGAGACUACUGUGUGCCCGAAGAUGAGAGCGCAAGUGCCAAGGGAGACUAUGUCAGUCUGCUUGACAACCCAGAACGCUUUACAGGGUACGCCGGCGAGGGUGCCCACCAGAUCUGGGAGGCCAUCUAUCGCGAAAACUGUUUCUCAAAACCCAGCUCGAGCGAGCAAAGCCUAGGCUCUGUUGCCAUUGGCGGUCCUUUCGCCGGCUUCUCGGGCAUGCAGGGCCAGGCUGCACAAGACCUUAAGUCCGUCAUGAAAGAGCAUGGUCGACAGCAGGCCUCGCAAGUUGGCAAAGUCGAAGACAACAUGGAGUUUGACGAUGAGUGUCUUGAGAAGCGCGUCUUCUACCGUGUCAUCUCUGGGAUGCACGCCUCAAUCUCGACUCACCUGUGCUACGACUACCUCAACCAAUCUACUGGCAAAUGGGGCCCCAACUUGGAGUGUUACAAGCAACGCCUUCAUACCCAUCCCGAGCGCAUCUCGAACCUGUACUUCAACUACGCUCUUAUGGCCAGGGCUGCUGGAAAGCUCAAGGAUUAUGUGCAGGACUAUACUUUCUGUACCGGAGAUCCCAAGCAGGACAAGCGUACCAAGAACAUGGCGCUGAAUGUUGCUAAGACCAUACCCGCUGGCCCUGAGAUCUUCGACGAAAGCGUCAUGUUCCGUGAGAACCCUCUCGGAGAGACUGGUAUUAGCCUCAAGGAGGACUUCCGCAAUCGCUUCCGCAAUGUUAGUCGCAUUAUGGACUGCGUUGGCUGCGACAAGUGCAGACUUUGGGGCAAGCUUCAGACUGCUGGGUAUGGUACAGCGUUGAAGAUCCUGUUCGAAUUCAACAACGAGCAGCCUGCACCCGCUCUGAAAAGAAUCGAGCUUGUCGCCUUUUUCAACACCUUGGACAAGGUCAGCAACGCCAUCAAGGCCCUUGGCGACUUCCAACGCAUGCUGGCUGAAGAGAAAGGAGUUCCUGUCCCGGGAAUAGUUGCCGACGAGAAGCAGCAGGAUGUUACACAGGAGGAAGAAGAACUUGACGAUGAUGCUUGGGAGAAGCCUACUCCCAAACCCAAACUUACCACAUGGCAAGAGACCAAGCAUGAGAUCUAUGUGGUAUGGUCGGUCACAAAGUUCAUCCUCAAGAGCUGGAUUGAGAUUCCUCAGACAAUUUUCAUCGUCCUUAUCACGGAGCUCUGUAGACUAUGGCAACGUUGGCUUGGUCUGGAAAUAACACCACGCUCUUGGGAGUUCCGCUUGCCGACUGUGGAUCAGCUAUAGAAAGCAUCACCAAUAUGAAAAGGGUUACGUCGUUGGUGUUUCAGCAUAUGCAAGUUAUUUUUCAACAUAGCGUUGGCGUUUAUACGGUUUAUGGAAUUGUUUGGGAAGGCUCCGGAUGUACAGAUGUGCCGAGCGGUUGCUAUCACUAUCAAGAUAGAAAUGUAUCGAAGAGCUGCCUAUCGAUAUCACUGUGCGGCCAAACGGUGCGCUACCCUAAUCACUAGAACGCAAUUGUAGAAGGGAGCAAGUCAAGCAGGCAAUGGAUCACA
Messenger RNA from Aureobasidium pullulans EXF-150, 2233 nucleotides. RefSeq names its product endoplasmic oxidoreductin. Lineage: Eukaryota; Fungi; Ascomycota; Dothideomycetes; Dothideales; Saccotheciaceae. Gene Ontology annotation, biological process: protein folding in endoplasmic reticulum. The transcript is spliced from 4 exons. Gene Ontology annotation, cellular component: endoplasmic reticulum membrane; endoplasmic reticulum. The coding region runs from base 210 to 1964 and encodes 584 amino acids. Gene Ontology annotation, molecular function: FAD binding; thiol oxidase activity; protein-disulfide reductase activity. The record is from RefSeq and is a predicted model, not a curated record.